CUUUAUAUUAAUUAGCAAUUGAUUUUAUUUAUUUUUAUUUAAUUAUGCAGAGAAGGGGUGCUGGUUCAAAUUCAGAGAGAAUGCUUGAUGCCAAGACAUUGAGACGUUUGGCUCAAAAUAGGGAAGCAGCAAAGAAGAGCAGGCUUAGAAAAAAGGCCUAUGUACAGCAGCUAGAAUCGAGUAGGAUAAGGCUCAGCCAGCUAGAGCAGGACCUUCAAAGAGCACGUUCACAAGGAUUUUUCAUGGGAGGAGGCGGUGGUGCUGGUGGUAAUAUUAGUUCUGGUGCUGCAAUAUUUGAUAUGGAAUAUGCCAGAUGGUUAGAAGAUGAUCACAAGCAUAUGACGGAAAUUCGAACAGCAUUGCAAGCACACUUAUCAGAUGGUGAUCUCAGGGUAAUACUAGAUGGAUACAUAACGCAUUACGAUGAAAUUUUUCGUCUAAAAGGAGUGGCUGCUAAAUCUGAUGUCUUUCAUCUGAUAACCGGAAUGUGGACUACUCCGGCUGAACGUUGUUUUCUCUGGAUGGGCGGUUUUCGUCCAUCUGAACUCGUCAAGAUGUUAACAGCACAACUAGACCCCUUAACAGAGCAGCAAGUUAUGGGGAUUUACAACCUCCAACGGUCCACAGAACAGGCAGAAGGGGCUCUCUCCCAGGGAUUGGAACAGCUACAGCAAUCUUUAACCGAUACCAUAGCCAGCGGUUCUGUUAAUGAUAGCAUGCAUCACAUGGCCGUUGCACUUGGCAAGCUUACGAAUCUUGAAGGUUUCGUCCGUCAGGCUGACAAUUUGAGACAACAAACACUUCAUCAACUACACCGUGUAUUGACAGUCCGACAGGCAGCACGAUGUUUCCUAGUAAUUGGGGAGUAUUAUGGUCGAUUACGAGCCCUAAGUUCACUGUGGGCAUCUCGUCCAAGAGAGACCUUUAUUGGGGACGAUAUUUUGUGCCAAGCGACUACGGAUUUGCAAAUGGUACAACAAUCUUCUCAAAACCAUUUUUCCAACUUCUAAUGUGUCCCCAAAACUGGAUCAUGAUUAAAUCAAUGGCAUACUUCUAGCACGGGGGGGUUCUUCGGCUGCUUUGCCACCUCUUAUGACAUAGAAAGGAUCUAUACAUGAGAAGUGUGAACAUACAAUGCGGGUUGACCAUAUAUUUGAGCGCACUUGCACUAGCAUUCAAGUCACUCACACGAGUGGGUCUUCGCAUCAAAAACUAUAUUCGAGACCCUUUUUAUUUGGCGUUAGCUUGGAGUUGAGACUUUUCUCCCAGUACUUUUGCCCUCGCUUUUGAUAUUUUAGUCAUCGUACAAUGUUAUCUUUUCGAUGUAAAUAAAUUCUAUGUGUAUAGGAAGCUUUCACUAGAUUAAGGGGAGAAAAAUUGUGCAAUAGCAUGCCAUAUGUGGGGACUUAGGUGGGUUGGCGUAGGUGUUUGUAUUAUUGGACUCCAUCUAUGUAAAUGAAGUGGUUGUUAAGUAAACUAUUUUUGAAGCACA
Molecule: messenger RNA, 1492 nt
Organism: Olea europaea var. sylvestris
Lineage: Eukaryota; Viridiplantae; Streptophyta; Magnoliopsida; Lamiales; Oleaceae
Product: transcription factor TGA9-like
Exons: 8
Coding region: 45-1010 (321 amino acids)
Biological process (GO): DNA-templated transcription; regulation of DNA-templated transcription
Molecular function (GO): sequence-specific DNA binding; DNA-binding transcription factor activity
Source: RefSeq, a predicted model, not a curated record